AGCCGCCGACUUCCUCCUUGAAAAUUGGUGACAAAACUUGGAUAUUUUCCCCUCCUUGUUGUGCAAGAACAAGCUGUGGGACUUAGAACCCUCCCUCUAAAGUUGGAAAUUGCCAAUCUGCUCUGUUCUUCCUUCCCAUCGGCAAGCUAUUGUGGGUGUGUGGGUGUGAAAUUUUGGGUCUUUUCGGUAAGAAUUAGCCCUGAAACUCCUCUCUUUAACCUUGAUUGAUGUUGGGUUCACCCUAAUAUGGUUUGUUCUUCCAAUUUUGGGUUAAUUCCGUGAGUCCCCCUGUAGAAUUGCCACCGGCCUCUUCGCCCUGCCAGGUCCGGUUCUGCAGCUGGAAAAAUUCUGGUAUGAUGGCCACUCCUCUAAGUCCGAAUUACCCACUUAAUUGCUGCUUGUUGAAGUUUAAUCCACUUAGUGCUACCCUUGUGCUGUCCGAAAAUUAUGUUGGAAGAUAGGAGAAUUUUGAUAGCUUUAAAUGGUGUUUUUUGUUUAAUUUAAGUAGAGAUUAGCUUAAUUUGGCUGCUGUGAAUUUUAUAGAGAAAAAUCCCAUGACUUAGCCAUUUUUGGCCAAAGCCGUGGGUCUUCAUGUUCUUGUCCGGGAGAUUGGACAAUUUUAUAAAUGUGAAUCUCGUGUUUCAAUUGGGAGGGAACAAUGAGGCUUUGGUUAGGUUCUUGAUUGUUCUAUCACCCCAGCACUUGGAGUGAAUUUUCUAUGUUAGGUGAUCGAGGUAAGUAAAUUAUGGUAACGCCUUCGAUUUCAAAGCAUGUUUUAAAUUGUUUUUGAGAUGGUGGUAAGGUUUAAAUUGAUUUUAUUAGCACCGAGCAUGAUUGGUUUGAAAUGAAAUUGUUUUCAUUUGCAUUGAGUAGAGUAUGUGUAAUAUCCCAAAAUUUUGGGGUAUUUUAGCAUUUGGUUGGGGACUUAUUUGAAGAAAAAUAUUGUUUUGGGGCUUAAUUGUAAAAUCUUUAAAAGUUGAGGGACUUAAAAGAAAGGAAUUAGGAUAAGGAUUGACUGCUUUUCCUUUUCCUUUUUCUUUUUCUUUCUUUCUUUCCCUCCCCAUCAGACCCGCGUGCCCUGCUCUUCCUCUCCCCCGACCCUCUGCAGCCGACGAACCCCCCAGCCACCGCCACCCAUUUUUCGGCCGGAAAUCCGGCAAAGUUUGGGGAUUUCUCCCUAUUUUCUUGUCUUAGAACACCUGUUGAACCCAGAAAAUCCCAGAUCUGCGUCUUCCUCCCUCUGCUGUCCGUCGGCUUCAACUUGUGGGUUUGAAAUUUCUGGGCAUUUUUCGCCGCGAGUUCCCCUGCAGAAUUUCUUCUUCUCUGCCGUCGGCUUCUCCCCCCCUGCUAGGCUCGGUUUUGCUUGCUAAAUUUUGGCAGUGAAAGCGAGGACGGGGAAACCACGGGAAGUGACGAGUUAGAAGACUAGCCAUUUCGAGAUUGAGCAUAGAUUUAGAAAUAAAUCAUGAUCUUGUAUUUGGAGAUUUAUGAUAUCAGAGAGAUUUUAUAAUUUGAUCUUUAGAUUUUGAUGGUAUUAGUUUGUGAUUUGAAUAAGUUCCGAGCCUUGUGCACUUGUGGGACCCGUCUCACGAGUGCACGACGUCUACCACGUCCCUGGAUUUGGGUUCUGGGGCGUGACAGUAUGCCUACUUGGAAUUGACUGAACUUCCUUGAUGAACUGAAAAUUUUGUAAAUUCUAAGUUUUUUUGUUAAAUCCAUGCUUAGAUGGAAAUUUUUCG
Molecule: messenger RNA, 1739 nt
Organism: Rubroshorea leprosula
Lineage: Eukaryota; Viridiplantae; Streptophyta; Magnoliopsida; Malvales; Dipterocarpaceae
Source: the annotation of a GenBank genome assembly